Molecule: messenger RNA, 2598 nt
Organism: Gopherus flavomarginatus (Mexican gopher tortoise)
Lineage: Eukaryota; Metazoa; Chordata; Testudines; Testudinidae
Product: protocadherin gamma-A8-like
Exons: 1
Coding region: 166-2598 (810 amino acids)
Biological process (GO): homophilic cell-cell adhesion
Cellular component (GO): plasma membrane
Molecular function (GO): calcium ion binding
Source: RefSeq, a predicted model, not a curated record
GACAGAUCACAAGCACAUUCAAUGGGUCUGGAUUGAACAUUGCAAAGGCAGAUAUUCGGAGGAACUGACUCUGGUUGAACUAUCAACGUUACAGGAAUCAGGAGGUCCAAAUACAGAAUCAAGACACAUUUCUUGACAUAAGAUCAGCGGCGUGUCCACAUCAGCAUGGGAUUGGCAGAAACUCAAAGGCGCCGGCACUGCAAAGAGCGAGCCCUGUUCUGCUUUAUGUUGGUUACAGUUUGGGAGGCAGUUUCUGGACAGACUCGCUACUCGAUUCCCGAGGAAAUGCAGAAAGGCUCCAUUGUGGGGAAUUUCGCAAAGGAUCUGGGGUUGGAUAUAAAGGAGCUCUCAGACCGCGGAGUCCGCAUUGUAUCAAAAGGUAGGACGCAAUAUUUUGCUUUAAAUGUUAAGAGCGGCCAUUUAAUCACAACGGAGAGAAUAGACAGAGAGCAGAUCUGUGGCCGGAUGGAGAAGUGUCUAUUAACUUUUGAGAUUAUUGUUGAAGAAAAAAUGAAGCUUUAUAGAGUUGAAGUUGAAAUCACAGAUAUUAAUGACAAUGCUCCUAACUUCCAGGCAGGAGAAUCGGAAGUAAAAAUCAGCGAGAUAACUGCACCGGGAUCGCGGUAUCCCCUGCAGGAGGCGCAAGACCCAGAUUUAGGGAUAAAUUCUCUCCAGAGCUACCACCUCAGCAGUAACAGGCAUUUCUCCCUGGUCUUGCAGACCGGAUCAGAUGGAGUUAAAUAUGCAGAACUGGUGCUGGAAAAGUCUCUGGACCGCGAAGAACAAGCUGUUCAUAACCUAAUCCUCACAGCCACUGACGGGGGAGAUCCAGUCAGGUCCGGCACUGCGCAAAUCCACGUUAUUGUUCUCGAUGCUAAUGACAAUGCACCAGUUUUCAGUCAGCCCAUCUAUAAAGUUAAUGUUUUAGAAAAUAUGCCUGCGGGGUCCACGAUGGUGACAGUGACAGCGACUGAUCUGGAUGAAGGAAUAAAUCAAGAGGUAAAAUACUCAAUCAGAAAGAUAGCUAAUAAAGCUUCACAGAUAUUCCACUUGGAUUCAAGGACGGGAGAAUUAAUAGUCGUGGGGAACGUGGACUUUGAAGAAGCUGCAUUAUAUGAAAUCGAGGUGCAAGCCCAUGACGGGGGAGGCCUUUUGGACAGAUGCAAAAUUGUGAUCGUUGUUAACGAUGUGAAUGACAACGCUCCAGAACUGACAAUCACAUCUGUCCUCAACUCGAUCCCUGAGGACUCUCCCCCCGGGACUGUGAUCGCCCUUUUAAAUGUGCAAGAUCUAGAUUCCGGAGAGAACGGGAAGGUCACGUGCUCCGUAGCCAGCAACCUGCCCUUUCAGCUGAGGAAAUCGUUGGAUAAUUAUUAUAGUCUGGUGACAGACCGAGCCCUGGACAGGGAGCAAGUGGCAGCAUACAACAUCACAGUGACCGCCACGGACAAUGGGACUCCUCCGCUUGCUACAGCCACCACGAUCCCACUCCAGAUUUUAGACACGAAUGACAACGGUCCCCUCUUCGAUAAAACAUCCUACACCGCCUACAUCACUGAGAAUAACCCGAGAGGAGCCUCCGUUUUCUCUCUGAAAGCGAAUGACCCCGACGAAGGGGAGAACGCCAGAGUCACUUACUCUGUUACCAAGGAUCAGAUCCAGGAAGCUCCGCUCUCCUCCUCCAUCUCCAUUAACUCCGAGACUGGGGUUCUCUACGCUCUGCGCUCCUUCGAUUACGAACAGUUCCGGGAGAUUCGGUUCCAAGUGCAGGCUCAGGAUGCGGGUUCCCCACCUCUCAGCAGUAAUGUCUCCGUCACUCUCUUUGUACUGGAUCAGAAUGACAACAGCCCGCACAUCUUACACCCCUCCUUUCCCACCGAUGGCUCCACGGGAGUGGAGUUGGCCCCUCGCUCCUCCGAGCCGGGUUACCUGGUCACUAAGGUGGUGGCGGUGGAUGCAGACUCCGGGCAGAACGCCUGGCUCUCCUACCAGCUGCUGAAGGCUACAGAGCCGGGGCUCUUCUCUGUGGGACUCCACAGCGGCGAGAUCAGGACGGCGCGCUACUUUCUCGACAAAGAUGCGCUCAAGCAAAGUCUGGUGGUUUUAGUGAAGGACAACGGGCAGCCCCCUCUCUCUGCCACGGCCACUGUCACGGUGGUGGUGGCUGACAGCAUCCCCGAAAUCCUCUCCGAUUUAAGCAGCCUCUCAGCUCCUGUAGACCCCCAGUCCAGCCUCACCUUGUAUUUGGUGAUCGCUGUGGCUUCCGUUUCCUGCUUGUUCUUUACCUUUCUCAUAGUGUUAGUGGCGCUGAGGCUCCGCCGGUGGAGAAACUCGCAGCUGUUUGACUCCUCGAGUGUGACUUUCAGUGGAGUUCCCGUCUCGCAGUUUGUGGGGCUCGAUGGAGUCAGAGCUUUUCUUCACUCCUACUCACGUGAGGUUUCUCUCACCACGGACUCCAGAAAGAGCCAGUUCAACGUUACCAAAUCGAACUAUGCAAAUACUCUGACUAGUCAGCACUCUUGUGAGAUAAAGGAUCAUAUUCUAAUUACUGAAGAGUUAGACAAUAACAGGGAUCAGACGUCCAUUCAGGUCAGCUAA